Molecule: messenger RNA, 2338 nt
Organism: Hymenoscyphus albidus
Lineage: Eukaryota; Fungi; Ascomycota; Leotiomycetes; Helotiales; Helotiaceae
Source: the annotation of a GenBank genome assembly
GGCUUCCACAUCAACGUCGUAAGUUUUACUCCCGUGUCUCUGCUACAAACCUGUGCUGAGAACUUCGUAUGGUUACAGGUGACAUAAUUUGUCCUCUUCCUGUAUUUGAUUUGACUUGGCCUCCAUAGUGAUUGGAAAUCCCCGAGGCACGCCAGAUGUCGCUCAGCUGUUUUUGUUCCAGUAGCUACCUCUAAUAACGCGGCUACCAAAUCAGGGGCGAUAAGCGGUUGGUUAAAUCCAAAUCCAGGUGCCAAAAACCCAUCCCCUGUAUGGAUAACCGUUGAUGAACUGAACGAGAGUAGCUUGCCGAUAGCCGGUUGACGGAAGUCUCAUGAUCGGAAUAUAUUCGAGCAGCAUGGAAAGGGAUAGGAACGGUGCCAAACCUGUCGAAUUUAUUUUGGAAACGCCAUGAUAAGCUCUGCGCAAAAUCCUAUGAUCAGCUUCUGGCUCUGGACCGAAACCCAAACACAAAAACUUUCGAGAUCUAAUGCCAAAUGUGAGGACUCUGGGGUAGAUAUCUUAUAACCAACAGGAAGGGCUAUGGUCUAGCCCUGUGGAAUCGAACGCUUAUCACGAUCAUAUGGGGAUACUGAGACCUAACACAAACAACCAAUACUGUACGAAACGGGAAAUUGUUUCCCUCGUUGGCUAUGGUCCUUGGCACUCGAAAAGACAGGUGAGUGUCUCAGAUGAAUCAUCAGGAGAGGGCUAAAGAAAACCCGGGAGACGACAAGAUCACUUUUCUUGAAGAGCAUUGGGGGACUCUCCUGCCUCUUAUGAAUCAGCAUCAUAGCUUGAACAUCGAAAUCGGAAAAGUCUGCGGUUAGCAAACGAAUCUCCCGAAUAUCCCGAAUCUCGGAGCGCUCUACUCGUGUUACCAGGGAUUCCGGGGAUCACGACAAGGAAGGCUAUGCACGUUGAUUAUCAAUCCUUUUCUGGGCCAGUUUAUUUUGGAUAUCAACCUAAUUUCAGGCUAGUUUCUUCGAAUGUUAGUGGUCCUUCUAGUGGGAGUCCCGCGGAAAAGAGUACAAAUCCGCCGGGGUUUUGAUCAAGGGUGGUGGUGGUCCAGAUGACCACGCAUCGUACGACUUUGUUGAGUAUGAACUGGAGGUUUCCCUAUGCCUCAGAAACCAGCCUUUGGUCAAUAUUGGGUUGCGCAUUUGCUCCAUUGAGAACCCAGAAGAUUGUAACACCCUUUUCCUUCACUACCGGCAGUAAGGCUUACACUUGUCUCACCCCGCCGUUCUGGGACAGGCUCAGUCAGCGCUGAGAGACCACGGGUGUCAAUCUGAAAACAUUCCGGGAUGCUAUUAAUGUUAAUUUAUCCUUAUUUCUGUCAAAUGGGUAUGCUCAGGUUUGAUUUUGGUUACACAUGUGGAACAUGGUGGCGCAUCAUGGCAACAAAACAGGGAAUAGAAACCCUUGCCAUAGAAGUACGCCUAGCAGCCAAUUGAGUCAAUUUCCAUGGUGCGAUGGCCGCUCAAUGUUGUUGGAUCAUGAUGGGGUAAGAGGUGUCGUUGAAUCGCCCAGAUAAGAACGAUUUUCCCUGAUGUCAUUUGUUCUUCCCAGCAUGCCUUUGUUCUCGCAAAACGCCAUUGAGAAAUGAAGUCCAGCAAAAAUCUGAUAUCAGAUAUGGCCUCAUCCUCCUCGCUAGCAAGAAUUCCAUAUCGGCCUGCAAAUGUGCUUCCAAAGACGAUACCCCCACUCAAUAUCUUUCGGAUGCUAGCACAUUCCCCUUCGACGCUACCUCAUCUUCUUUCUCUGGGGACAGCAUGCUUUCGCGAGACUUCUCUAUCUACAUACACCAACGAACUUGUCAGUCUUUGGGUUGCAAAGCGUGCAUCGUCAGACUACCAUUGGAGGAAACACGUGCCGACAUCAAGAAUUGCGGGGUUAUCCGAGGAUCAGAUAUCAGCAGUCUCAGAGGGUGAUCUUAUGACACCAUUGUGGGCAGAGAAAGACAAGGCACUGUUGAAAUUCCUGGAUGCUGUCAUUGACGGUCCCGGGGUGUCGGAAGAGAUCUUUCGAAGGGCAAGGGAGUUCUAUAGCGACCAGGCAUUGGUGGAGAUUGUUGUUAUUCAGGUCAGAUGCUUUCCUUCCGGUUUCGAAAAUGCGGUUCACAUGCUUAAUGGCUUACAUUGGUAUUGCAUUAGGGUUACUUUUACAGCAUGGCUCGUGUGGUGACGGUCUUUGGUGUCGACUUUGAAGGAAAAUCAUCUGCGAAGUGAUUAGGGGUGAGAUAUUUGAGCAUUGGAAGCUUGUCCAAUCAUAGUAAGUCAGGCUUCUUGUUGUGGGGAACUGAGUAUGCAUGGGAUCUAUCAGUUUUGCUUUGUCAGGC